Molecule: messenger RNA, 1309 nt
Organism: Astyanax mexicanus (Mexican tetra)
Lineage: Eukaryota; Metazoa; Chordata; Actinopteri; Characiformes; Acestrorhamphidae
Gene: tsfm
Product: Ts translation elongation factor, mitochondrial
Exons: 6
Coding region: 60-968 (302 amino acids)
Biological process (GO): mitochondrial translational elongation
Cellular component (GO): mitochondrial matrix
Molecular function (GO): protein binding; translation elongation factor activity
Source: RefSeq, a predicted model, not a curated record
UACCGUGUCCUUUCGGCUUGCCGUAUUCAGCGUGCUUCAAUGACACACCGGUAACAGAGAUGGCUGUAUCGACUUUAUUCAGGUCUAUCAGAAAAGAACUCACUAAGGUCUGCUUCCAGCAGCAUGUUCAGUGUUUACACAGCGGUCCGGAUAAAGCCCUGCUGCUAAAACUGCGCAAAGCCACCGGCUACACCUUCAUCAACUGCAAGAAAGCGCUGGAGAAGUUCAACAACGACAUCGCACAGGCUGAAAGCUGGCUGCAUGAACAGGCUCAGAAGGAGGGAUGGAGCAAAGCGAGCAAGCUGGAGGGCAGGAGAGCCAAGGAGGGGCUGAUUGGUGUUCUGAAGAAUGACAGUGCAGCAGUCAUGGUGGAGGUAAACUGUGAGACUGACUUUGUGGCAAGGAAUGAAAAGUUUCAGCAGCUGGUGCAGGAUGUUGCUUUGGCUACAAUGGCUCAUCAUUGCAGCAAGGGACAAGGUGGAUACAGAAAGAGUCUGUUGUCUGCUGAAGACCUUGCUAAGCUCACUAUGGUGGAGGGCCCCUCACUGGCAGAUCAGCUGGCUCUGACCAUAGGCCGACUGGGUGAGAACAUCUCCAUAAGGCGAGCUGUGUCCAUAGGUAUACCUUCUGACUGGCACAUUGGCUCAUAUGUGCAUUCACCAGUUACAGGGCCCAGCAGUUUGAUGAUGGGGCGCUAUGGCUCUCUGGUGGUGUUCCAGGGGGGGCCUGAGGGAGAGGUGGAGUUUCUGGGCAAGAAGCUGGGACAGCACAUAGUAGGGGAGGCUCCUGAUACUCUUGGCAACAUGGAAGAUCUACCCUGUGGGGAAUCUGAGACACGGCUUUUACCACAGACCUUCCUGCUAGAGCCCAAAUACACUGUAGGACAGUUCCUCACUCUGCAUAACGCACGAGUGCUUGACUUCAUACGCUACAAGUGUGGCGAGAGCAACACACCGGAGGUAGAGUGAGCAGAGAUCCAUUCAUACUGCAUUAAAAAAAACACUCUACACAUAUGCAGUUACCCAGUUGCCCCAGUCAAGAUAAAAAAAAAAAGAAUAAGACAUUUCCUAUGAGACAAAGCCAAAAGCUGGAGUGCUGAUCUAUUUCAGCACUGUGAAACACAAAAGACCAGGAUGAAAUCUCCUAUUUUGGACUAUCAUGCAAAAUGGAAAAAAUGAAAUUUAUUGAGCCCACACAUUAUACACACACUUCAGAUGUGUACGAUUAUGAUUUUGGUUACGCUUAUGAUGCUCAAAUUUCAUCAAAUGAGCUGAAUCUGCAUUUAAAAUAAAACAUUUGAUGUAUCACA